Molecule: messenger RNA, 1097 nt
Organism: Pelecanus crispus (Dalmatian pelican)
Lineage: Eukaryota; Metazoa; Chordata; Aves; Pelecaniformes; Pelecanidae
Source: RefSeq, a predicted model, not a curated record
ACGCCUACAUGCUGGAGGUGUACGGCUCCCUGCCCGCCUUCCUCAAGCUCUGGAUAGAGCUGCUCAUCAUCCGGCCCUCCUCGCAGUACAUCGUGGCUCUCGUCUUCGCCACCUACCUGCUCAAGCCCAUCUUCCCCACCUGCCCGGUCCCCGACGAGGCUGCCAAGCUGGUGGCCUGUCUCUGUGUCCUGCUCCUCACAGCCGUGAACUGUUACAGCGUGAAAGCUGCUACUCGUGUUCAGGAUGCCUUUGCUGCGGCAAAACUGCUGGCGCUGGCUCUGAUCAUCAUUCUUGGCUUCGUGCAGCUUGCAAAGAAUAAUGUGACAAACCUGACUCCUGAGAAGUCCUUCCAAGGCACCAAAGUAGGCGUGGGGAACAUUGUGUUAGCUUUGUACAGCGGUCUCUUUGCCUAUGGAGGAUGGAAUUACUUGAAUUUUGUUACAGAAGAGAUGAUAAAUCCCUACAGAAACCUGCCCCUGGCUAUCAUCAUCUCACUACCUGUAGUCACUUUGGUUUAUGUGCUGACAAACUUGGCUUACUUCACGACCCUGUCGACGAAGCAGAUGCUGACGUCCGAAGCCGUGGCUGUGGAUUUUGGGAACUAUCACCUUGGCGUCAUGUCCUGGAUCAUACCUGUCUUUGUUGGCUUAUCGUGCUUUGGAUCCGUUAAUGGAUCUCUCUUCACUUCUUCCCGGCUGUUCUUCGUGGGAUCCCGAGAAGGACACUUGCCUUCAAUCCUGUCCAUGAUUCACCCCAGGCUUCUCACUCCUGUGCCGUCCCUCGUCUUUACGUGCAUCAUGACCCUGCUCUAUGCCUUCUCCAACAACAUUUUCUCAGUCAUCAACUUCUUCAGCUUCUUCAACUGGCUGUGCGUGGCUCUGGCCAUCAUCGGCAUGAUGUGGCUGCGUUACAAGAAGCCAGAGCUGGAAAGGCCCAUCAAGGUGAACAUCUGCCUGCCCAUUUUCUUCACCCUGGCCUGCUUGUUUCUCAUUGCUGUUUCCUUCUGGAUGACGCCGAAGGAAUGUGCGAUUGGCUUUGCAAUCAUCUUCAGUGGGAUCCCUGUUUACUUCUUCGGUCUGGUGGCAAAACAAGCCCAA